Messenger RNA from Danaus chrysippus (African queen), 297 nucleotides. The record is from the annotation of a GenBank genome assembly. NCBI's taxonomy places the organism in Eukaryota, Metazoa, Arthropoda, Insecta, Lepidoptera, Nymphalidae.
AUGACGAAUCAAGAACCAACAGAUUUAGAUUGGAUACAACUACGAAAAGAUUUGGGUCCUGUCAACCAAGUUGAAACUACAAAGGAAAAAUUUAUACGAAAGUUCGGCGAAAAUCCCUUUGUACCCCUAGGUUGUCUAGCCACAGCGGGGGCUUUAACAUAUGGAUUAUGGUGUUUCCGUACCGGGAGGCCUAAACUAUCACAGAGAAUGAUGCGUCUUAGAAUAGCGGCACAGGGCUUCACCAUCACGGCUUUGGUUGUUGGUGUCGCAAUGACAGCAGGGAAAUCAUUGAAAUAG